CCGCUGCUCUCUCUCGGCUCCUCUUUUAUUGGCUGACAACCCACUCUUGCUCUGUUGUUUAGUACAAACUAAAGGGAGCUAUAUUCAGCUUACAUAAAUCACCCUUCUUUAUCUGUUUGCUUGAUCUGAACAGGAAUUACGUUGAUAUAUAUUUGUUUUUGGAUCAGCGGAAAUAAGCGGGACUUUGGGAGUGAGGACGGUUGUUUUUUUUUCUUCUGUGAACCAUGCUAGCCCUGCUAGCUAAUUAGCCUCCGUGUCGUUGCCUCCUCUUCAUGGGUUCCGGCUGUUGAAUCCUGCCAGUCGUCUAAGACAUUAAUGCCAUCAGCCAGGAACUCGGGUCACAUCAUGAGCGGGGCGAGCUGCAAAGCUAACGGCGCCGUGUACCCCGCCUCAUCCGCGCUGAUGAACUCUGUGAAGAAGCCGAAAAUGGAGCAGAUCCAGGCCGACCAUGAGCUCUUUUUACAGGCCUUUGAAAAGCCUACUCAGAUAUACAGAUUCCUCCGCACAAGGAACAUCAUUGCACCCAUAUUUUUGCACAGGACCCUCACCUUCAUGUCUCACAGAAUGAACCGAACCAAUGCCAGAAGGAAAACAUUCAAAGUGGAUGAUAUGUUAAAGGCCGUGGAGAAAAUGAAGGUAGAGCAGGAUUCUCCAAGCUUGUCUUCACAUCUACAAUUAACGUUCACCGGGUUCUUCCAUAAGGAUGAAAAGCCAUCUCAGAACUCAGAAAACGAGCAACAUUCUGUGUCUUUAGAGGUGCUACUCGUCAAAGUCUGCCAUAAAAAACGCAAGGAUGUCAGUUGCCCGAUAAAACAAGUGCCUACCGGUAAAAAGCAGGUGCCUUUGAAUCCUGACUCGAAGCAAACCAAGUCGGGCUCCUGCCCCUCGUUACUCGUCCCCAGCAAUGAGUUUGAGCCCAGCAACAGCCACAUGGUGAAGUCCUAUUCGCUCCUCUUCAGGGUGUCGCACACGGGGAGAAGUGGCCUGGUUAAUGGGGAGGCCAAUGAGAAUAUUGAUGUGUCAGAUACUCCCAGUCGAAAGAAGAGAAGUUCAUCCCACAGAGAGGAGGGGGGGACCACAGAGACCUACGUUGCACAGAUGACUGUCUUUGAUAAGAACCGGAGGCUUCAGCUGCUGGAUGGAGAGUACGAGGUGUCGAUGCAAGGCAUGGAUGAGAGUCCCGUGAGCAAAAAACGGGCAACAUGGGAAACAAUCCUUGAUGGCAAGAGAAUCCCCCCGUUUGAGACAUUUUCUCAGGGACCCACGCUGCAGUUUACGCUGCGUUGGACAGGUGAUGCCAGUGCAAAGUCCACUGCCCCUGUAGCCAAACCUCUUGCUACCCGCAACUCAGAAACCACCAGCCCAAUGGAGACCCGGACCAGCCACCACCGUGCAGCCCUUAUGAAGAAACAUUCAACAGAGAUCAACUCAUGUAGCACACAACUAAAGUCAGUGAAAGAGUCAGUCAGCACAGACACUCAGACGAGGAAAGAGCAGGUCCCAUCUGAACCGCGACAGAAGCUCCGUAUAUUAUAUCAGUUCCUGUACAACAAUAACACAGGGCACCAGACGCAGCAGACGGAGGCGAGAGAUGAUCUCCACUGUCCCUGGUGUACUCUGAACUGCAGCAAACUCUACAGCCUGCUCAAACACCUCAAGAUCUCCCACUCGCGUUUCAUUUUCAACUAUGUGCCUCACCCCAAAGGAGCAAGAAUAGACGUGUCCAUCAAUGAGUGCUAUGAUGGCUCCUACGUGGGCAACCCUCAGGACAUCCACAGCCAGCCGGGCUUUGCUUUUAGUCGAAACGGCCCAGUCAAAAGAACCCCAGUCACUCACAUACUGGUUUCAAGACCCAAGAGGACCAAACCGAGUCUGUCUGAGUUCUUGGAGUCUGAGGAUGGAGACCUGGAGCAGCAGAGGACCUACGUCAGUGGACACAACCGGCUCUACUUCCACAGCGAUAGCUGCAUGCCCCUGAGGCCCCAGGAGAUGGAUGUGGACAGCGAGGACGAGAGAGACCCAGAGUGGCUCCGAGAGAAGACCGCUACGCAACUGGAUGAGUUCACAGACGUCAAUGAAGGAGAGAAGGAGGUGAUGAAGCUCUGGAACCUGCAUGUCAUGAAGCACGGCUUUAUAGCAGACAACCAGAUGAAACAAGCCGUCAUGCUAUUCGUGGAGAACCGCGGCGCUCACAUCAUCCGCCGCAACCUCUGCCGCAACCUCCUCUUGCACUUGGUCAGCAUGCAUGACUUCAACUUGGUGAGGACGGCCACCAUUGAUCGCGCAAUGGCACGCCUGCAACAGAUUCAAGAAGAGCUGCCAGACACCAAGGAGGAUCAGCAGGACGACAUAAUGGGAUCAGCGGGAGCCUACAACGGCAGCGGCGUCUCGUCCAGCGGCGGAAAGCAGGGCAAGAGGACAAAAAGUGCUCUAACAGACUAAUGUCAGUCUGGUUGGAAGGGAUGAAAACCAACAAGGAGUAUUUCCAACCCUUUGGUGCUUAGAUAGGUUAACAAACUGGUAGUCAGAGGAUCUGAGCUGACCAGUACUAAGGCUAAACAGGUUUCUGUAACUUGAGAACUGAACCAAAUAUGAACAAUAUGACAGUGAAUCACCCACAUCCACUCAAACCAGGAGUUUGAGGACUCAAUCUGAUGCAAGUUGAUUAUACUUUUACCAUGCGUGUCAUAAGAGCCACCAAGGUCCCUGUUAUUUAAUGGGAGAUUGAACAAACAGUAUCUUGUCAUAUGGCACCACUGUUUUCACUAUGUUGUGGAGGGUUGUAUGAAGGCUACAGUUAAAAUUGUACUGGGAACAUUAUCACUAUUCGUACACACAGAAUUUAACCAUGUUUAUAACUUUCAGCUGAUUAUUUUUAGCACUUCUUGGUUGUAUUUAGAAAAUAAAAUCAACAAAUUAAAAGAAAAUAUUGUGCCCCAUCCAAUAUUAAGAAUACUUUUCCUGCUCUCAUUGGUGAAGAAAUUGCAGGUGGAUUGAGUGUAAUUUAAAGCACCACACAGAUGCUAGUGCCCUAAUGAAAAGAAUAUCUUUAGUCGACAUUAAUGCCUGACAUCUAUGAACUCUGAAAAGCUUAUGUUGGGAUCCCAGCAUGGUUAUUGCUGGCAUGAAAGUAGUGUUAUAGUAGGAGCCUCGAACUUGAACAUGGUAAAUUCAAACUUGGUUUUCAUCACUAGUAAGUGUUUUUGGUAAAAAGCUUACGAAAAGACAGGGAAACCAGCAGGAUAUUUUAUGUUUCCUAGAAACCAGCAGCACAUUACCCUCUGUGGCAUGUUCAGUGAGUAGUAUCAACAAUAGCAUACUUGGUUUUCUGAUGUCCGCAUCUGCAGUUUUUCCUAUUUUAUUCAAAGUUGUUUUACAGGUAUCAGUAGCUGAAAUAAAUAUGUAUUCAUGUAAUCACAUGAACUGUUUUUAGGUGGGUCCUGUUCCGGGUGUAGUUACCGACAGGUUGCAGUUUUUCUCUAAUAGUGGUUGGCUGUUUAUUUUUGAUGCUUGGUCCUUGUUAGAUACAGUUUAUGCCAAAGGGGGAAUAAUUUCACCAGUCUGUUUUUUAUUUUAAUUUCAUAAAACCAUUUCAUUUUUCAGUCGUAUUUUGUUGUGCACAUAACAGUCACCGUUUUAAUCAGCCAAACUACCCAUGUAGUUUUUCUCUGUUUCACUGGUCAUUGAUGCUGUCAUAUCCAUCAAUAUUGUCUAAACACGUUGUGAACUUCGAAGUAUUUUAUAUUUAAAAAAAUAAAAUACAUUUGCCCUUA
This is a messenger RNA of Girardinichthys multiradiatus, 3773 nucleotides long. RefSeq names its product polycomb protein suz12-B-like. Gene Ontology annotation, cellular component: ESC/E(Z) complex; nucleus. NCBI's taxonomy places the organism in Eukaryota, Metazoa, Chordata, Actinopteri, Cyprinodontiformes, Goodeidae. Gene Ontology annotation, molecular function: chromatin DNA binding. The coding region runs from base 316 to 2442 and encodes 708 amino acids. The transcript is spliced from 18 exons. The record is from RefSeq and is a predicted model, not a curated record.